Messenger RNA from Neurospora hispaniola, 663 nucleotides. RefSeq lists its product as uncharacterized. The transcript has 3 exons. The record is from RefSeq and is a predicted model, not a curated record. NCBI's taxonomy places the organism in Eukaryota, Fungi, Ascomycota, Sordariomycetes, Sordariales, Sordariaceae. The coding region runs from base 1 to 663 and encodes 220 amino acids.
AUGGCUGCUACCGCCGCUAUGUGUGGCUUGGCAGCCCGGAUGUCUGUUGAUGGAUGUACAAUCCAAUCGGUUGCAGACAGAAAUGAUCUGGCGUUUAGAAGAAGACAAUACGCCUUUCUGUAUCGUACAUUUCUGGGAGCCCGGUUGUCUGGGCACCCGAAAUAUAUCAAAAGCUUGGAAGGAGGGUUCGAAAAAAAAUGGAAUGCCAGUUAUCGAGACAAAGGGUGUGCUGUCUGGCAGAAGUUCGGGGCGCUCGAAGGUCAAGUGAAGCCAAAAGACAUGGUUAUCUUUCCAAGUUGGUUGGAAGCAAUGACUAACAGUCAAACCACAGCCCGGAAAAGAAAAAUGGAUUUGAAAUUGAAAUUGAAUCUUGCUGGUGAACAGGCGAGUAUGAUGAAGGACGAAAGCUCGGAUGCCAAGCUACGUUGGUGGAGGCAAGCAGGCGGAGGGAGGGUACCUCUGUUCUGGCACAACAUCAAGCAACAAUGGCCGUACCUAAUGCUUUUCCGUGCUACCCCCAUUUUAGCGUGGCGGACUGAGCAGGCCGGGCAAGCAGGAAAGGAAAGACACAAAAAAGAGCUCGCCUCUAGGAUUUCAAGGAUGGUAGACCGAGGAGGUUGUGCUGGUGGAUGGACUGGAACGACAGACGGAUGCUACCUGUGA